GCUGGACUUACGAGACGCACAGGACUGAAAUUUUUCGUUUUAACCAUUGACAAUUGGGAUUGUUGUCUACGUUUUCGGUAAUCGAUGUUCAAUGUGAUGGCGAUUGAUUAGAUUAUAUAGAUCCCAAACUCGUACUGGAAUGUGGAAACAAAACAUGAUCUGUCUCACUAGUAAUCCAGUUCUAUCGCUUCAUGACAAAUGACAACGACGGAUUUGAAAUUGACAUAUCCACCUGUCCGCCAUCUUUCUGUAAAAGUUGCCGAGCGAAAAAGAACACGCGGUCUCCAGUGAAAAAGAAAUUGUAAUAAAAUGGCGCCCCGCUAUGAAAUAGCUGUUGGUCUACAAAGGGGCCACAAGACCACCAAAAUAUCCGAGAAGAACACUCCCAACAAGAUUCGUCCCGCCAGGUUGAAGGGGAUCCAAACAAAACACACAAAAUUCGUUAGAGACCUGAUUCGUGAAGUGGUGGGACAUGCUCCCUAUGAGAAGAGAGCCAUGGAAUUGUUGAAGGUCUCCAAAGAUAAGAGGGCCCUGAAAUUCUUGAAGAGGCGUUUGGGAACACACAUCCGUGCCAAGAGGAAGCGUGAAGAGCUGUCCAACAUCUUGACACAGAUGCGUAAAGCACAAGCUACACAUAAGUAGAUCUUGUAUGUAACUUUUUCUAUUUGGUAAAUACAUUGUUAAGGUACAUGCUUGUUUCAUUUCAACAUCAUUUCUUGUUCUAUAUUGAACAACUUACAAAAUAUAAUGGUAGGUUUAGGAAGCUUUAGAUACUGGUAUUCUGUGAGGUUUCUACAGUUAAAUGAAAAGGCAGUUGAGGACAUCAGAAGUUUUUU
Messenger RNA from Acanthoscelides obtectus, 836 nucleotides. The record is from the annotation of a GenBank genome assembly. NCBI's taxonomy places the organism in Eukaryota, Metazoa, Arthropoda, Insecta, Coleoptera, Chrysomelidae.